AGACACAUCUAUUCUACUGCAAGAACCUGAAUCUGAGUUUUUGUUACACUAUUUUCUGUCUUUCUCUCUUAGGACUGGAUGAAGGCUCUGCAGAUAUUUUGCAAUUUAAGAAAAAACAGUCCAGGGAUAUCAAAUAAACGUCUACGUCAGGUCAGCAGUCUUAUUUUACAUGUAGAAGAAGCUCAUACGCUCCCAGUAAAACAUUUUACUAAUCCAUAUUGUAACAUCUACCUGAACAGUGUCCAGGUAGCAAAAACACAUAUCAGGGAAGGGCAAAACCCUGUAUGGUCAGAAGAAUUUGUCUUUGAUGAUCUUUCAUCUGAUAUUAAUAGCUUUGAGAUAAGUCUUAGCAACAAAACAAAGAAAAGUAAAGAUCCAGAUAUACUUUUUAUGCGUUGCAAAUUCAGCCGAUUACAGAAAGGACAUGCAACAGACGAGUGGUUUCAGCUCAGUUCCUAUAUGCCACUGAAGGGUACUGAGCCAGGAUCUUUGCGUGUUCGAGCACGGUAUUCUAUGGAGAAGAUCAUGCCAGAAGAGGAGUACUGUGAGUUUAAAGAGCUUAUACUCCAGAAAGAGAUGCAUGUAGUCUAUGCCUUAUCACAUGUUUGUGGACAGGAUAGAACACUGUUGGCUGGCAUUUUAUUGAAGAUUUUUCUUCAUGAAAAGCUUGAGUCACUAUUGUUACGAACACUAAAUGACAGGGAAAUAAGCAUGGAAGAUGAAGCUACUACUUUGUUUCGUGCCACCACUUUAGCAAGUACACUAAUGGAGCAAUAUAUGAAAACCACAGCAACACGUUUUGUUCACCAUGCACUGAAAGACAGUAUAUUAAAGAUAAUGGAGAGCAAGCAGUCCUGUGAGUUAAAUCCCUCGAAAUUAGAAAAAAAUGAAGAUAUAAACAUUAAUUUGGCACAUCUACUCAGUAUACUUUCAGAAUUGUUGGAAAAAAUAUUCAUGGCUGCAGAGAUACUACCUCCGACAUUGAGAUAUAUUUACGGAUGCUUGCAAAAGUCUGUUCAAAGCAAGUGGCCAGCUAAUACCACAAUGAGAACAAGAGUUGUUAGCGGCUUUGUUUUUCUUCGAUUGAUUUGUCCUGCUAUCCUGAAUCCAAGGAUGUUUAAUAUAAUCUCAGGUGACUAUGCUUCAGACUGA
Molecule: messenger RNA, 1152 nt
Organism: Neopsephotus bourkii (Bourke's parrot)
Lineage: Eukaryota; Metazoa; Chordata; Aves; Psittaciformes; Psittacidae
Product: ras GTPase-activating protein 1-like
Exons: 9
Coding region: 79-1152 (357 amino acids)
Biological process (GO): regulation of GTPase activity
Source: RefSeq, a predicted model, not a curated record